AUGAGGGGACGUCACAGAAAAGCCGUAGUGAUCCAGGUUUACACACCGGACACCAACCACGACGAUGAAGAAGUGGAGGGAUUCUACAGCCAGUUAGAAGAGGAACUAGAGAGAACUCAUGAAGGAGACCUAGUCAUAGUAAUGGGAGACUUUAAUAGCAAAACUGGAAGUGACAACCAAGGUUAUGAGGAACUUGCUGCAGAGCGUGACCACGCCCACCUCCUGCCCUGCCUGCUGGGGGCGGGGCUCAGCGUGGAGGGCAGCGGCACUGACGACCAAACACCACUGAUGCGGGCUGCCACUAAUAACCACACGACGACGGUAAAGAAUCUGCUCAGCCUUGGUGCCGACCCGCUGGCUGUUGACAAUGGAGGAUGGACGGCCCUCCACUGGGCUGCAGUAGAUGGUGAAGCUGAGUGUGUGUCUACCCUCAUCCAGGUCACGCCGCCCACCCCCGAGCUGCUGCAGGCCGCCGACGGACACACCCCGGUGCACCUCGCCAGCUUUGGUGGCCACGAGGCUGUGCUGAAGGCCCUGGAGGGGGCUGGCUGGCCUCUUUACGCAACGGACGGCGAUGGCCUGACACCCCUGCACUGGGCUGUUAAGGCAGGGCGUCUGAACGUGGUCAGGUACCUGCUGGAUAAGGACGCGGCGCCCAGUACGGGUGCCGGUGAUGACCUCACGCCGCUGGACUUGGCUAAGAGGCAGGGUAAAGACUUAGCAGCGAGGUGGCUGGCGAGGAGGAGCGGCGCGGUGCACGGGGACGCCGCCCACAGCCUGAAUCCUGAGGUCACGUCCAGUGCCAGGGUGAACGCUGCAGCAGGUGACGACACGCUGCGGCCAGAGGACGUGAGGAAACUGCUUGGAUUCAGGGAAUGGCUGAUAGACCGCUUCAACGAGAAAAUACUUGAAGCUCUCAGCUUCCUCCAGCAGCUCCCCAUUCAGCCUCACAUUCAUUCUGCCACCAUCAGCAUCCCUUAG
Eriocheir sinensis (Chinese mitten crab) is the source of this 981-nucleotide messenger RNA. RefSeq names its product ankyrin-3-like. The record is from RefSeq and is a predicted model, not a curated record. Lineage: Eukaryota; Metazoa; Arthropoda; Malacostraca; Decapoda; Varunidae. Gene Ontology annotation, molecular function: protein binding. The transcript is spliced from 5 exons. The coding region runs from base 1 to 981 and encodes 326 amino acids.